Molecule: messenger RNA, 2025 nt
Organism: Gloeophyllum trabeum ATCC 11539
Lineage: Eukaryota; Fungi; Basidiomycota; Agaricomycetes; Gloeophyllales; Gloeophyllaceae
Exons: 11
Coding region: 1-2025 (674 amino acids)
Biological process (GO): protein folding; protein peptidyl-prolyl isomerization
Molecular function (GO): peptidyl-prolyl cis-trans isomerase activity; protein binding
Source: RefSeq, a predicted model, not a curated record
AUGGCGCCCCCCGAAGAGAGACCCGGCGACUCCGUCCUCGGAAAACGUACUCGGGAGGGCCACGACGCCGAUUUAUCUUCAGAGGCGAAGGCCGCGGUCGCGGCGGUCAGCGAGGGCGCGGUGCCCAAGGAGGAGGAAGACUCGGACGACGACGACGUCGGGCCGAUGCCCAUGCCCGACAGCGGGAACGGGGCGGUGAAGAAGAAGCGCAAAGGUGCGUUGCUGCCGAAUGAACGCCUGUUCCUGGACCAUCUCCCCAGCGCGGACCGGUACUACAAGAGCUUCAUGCACCGCGACGUCGUCAACUUCAACAUCUUUACCAGGACGGAGUUCCUCAUCACGACAUCCGUGGACGGGCACAUCAAGUUCUGGAAGAAGCAGGAGCAGGGCAUCGAGUUCGUGAAGCACUACCGCGCGCACCUGUCCGCCGUCGCGGGCAUCUCCGCGAGCGCGGACGGGCAGCUCUUCGCGAGCAUCUCGGAGGACGGGCAGGCGAAGGUGUUCGACGUGAUCAACUUCGACAUGAUCAACAUGAUAAAGCUGGGCUACGCGCCGCACGCGUGCUGCUGGGUGCACCGGCGCGGGCAGGCGCAGGGGCUCCUCGCGGUCUCAGACGCGAAGACGGGCGUGAUCCGCCUGUACGACGGCCGGGGCGACGGCACGCCGCUGGAGACGAUCGACAAGCUGCACCGGUUCCCCGUGCACGUCAUGACGUACAGUGACAAGUACGACACUGUGGUGUCCGCGGAUGAGGGCGGGUUCAUCGAGUACUGGCAGCCGUCGGAGCCGUUCGAGAAGCCAGCUAACAUCCGCGGACUCUGGGGAUUCAAGACCGAGACGGACCUCUACGAGUUCAAAAAGGCAAAAGCCACCCCCACCUGCAUCACCCUCUCGCCCGACUCGUCCCACUUCGUCACCUUCUCCCUCCCCGACCGCCAGAUCCGCGUGUUCAGCUUCCUCUCGGGCAAGAUGACGCGCCGGUACGACGAGUCGCUCGCGGCGAUCCAGGAGAUGCAGCAGGCGGACACUGCGGUCUACAAGGUCGAGGACAUGGAGUUCGGGCGGCGGCUCGCGAUGGAGAAGGAAUUGGAGCUGGAGGGCUCGUCGGCGGGCCUGGAUGGGACGGGCGGGGAGAGGCCCGCCGCACGGUGGAUUAAUGCGGUGUGGGACGAGAGCGGGAAUUUUGUGCUUUAUCCGACGUUGCUUGGGAUUAAGGUGGUCAAUGUUGUCACGAAUCGAGUCGUGCGGUUGCUUGGCAAGGACGAGACUGUGAGAUGGAUGAACCUCACGUUGUACCAAGGCGCCCCGGCAAAGAAAGGUCGCACAACUGUGCAAAUGGCCGCCUCGGAUAACCCUUUGCUCGCGGAGAAAGCGAGUCGAGAUCCGACACUUGUUGCGACGGGCUACAAGCGUCAACGGUUCUAUAUCUUCUCUCGUUCGGAGCCAGAGGACGAGAAGUCUGGCGACCGCGACGUCUUCAACGAACGUCCUACCCUGGCCGAGCAAACGCUCUUUGCCACUCCAGCUCCUUCUGCACUCACGGGUCCCUCGAAACUCGCCAACGCAGCUACGAUACAUACGACGCUGGGCGACAUUCACAUGCGUCUUUUCCCCCAGUAUGCACCGAAGGCGGUGGAGAACUUCGUCGGGCAUUCGCGCAGCGGGUACUAUGAGGGAGUGCUCUUCCAUCGUGUUAUUCCCAAGUUCAUGAUCCAGACUGGAGACCCCCUCGGUGACGGGACUGGAGGCACUAGUAUAUGGGAUAGGGAGUUCGAAGACGAAUUCCAUGAUGAUCUCAAACAUGACAGACCGUACACUGUUAGUAUGGCUAACGCAGGACCUAAUACCAACGGAUCGCAGUUCUUCAUCACCACGACGGCGACACCUUGGUUGGACAAGAAGCAUACGAUAUUCGGACGCGUCUUGAGCGGUCUGGAGGUUGUUCAUGCUAUCGAGAACGUGAAGACGGACAAGCUGGAUAAGCCUUACGAGGAUAUCAAAAUCAUCAAUAUAGAUGUUGAAUAG